AAACAAGUGCAGCGCAGGCAGGCACGCAGAGCCGCACGCUGCCCAGGCGCUGGUGGGAGGCGAUCACCAUGUUCUCUGAGCGAAACACGGCAGGGCUGUGCAGCCAGCUUCCUUCCUCGGAAACGCUGCUUAUCAAAGGCGUGCGGAUCCGGUAACGCGGAGGAAUGUGAAACGUGAAUUAAAGAAAAGCUGGUAACCAGCAGAGAAGAUACAAAAGCUAAAAUCACUAUGUGGAGCUGCGAAGCCUUGAUCAACAGUACCGAGAGCAGUGAGGACCAGCAUCUCUGCCAUGACUUCCACCUUGUGCUUUCCAUCUUUUCCCUACUCUACCUCAUUAUAUGUUUCCCAGUUGGCCUUUGUUACAAUGGCUUGCUGGUCCUAGUUAACCUCUACAACAAAGCUACUAUGACCAUGCCAGAUGUUUACUUUGUCAACAUUGCCAUUGCCGGCCUCAUCAUAAACACUCUGGCACCAAUGUAUCUUCUAGGUCUUGCCAAUACAAAAUGGGCCAUCUGGAAUUCUAACAAUGAAGUUUAUAUUACCUUACUUAUUUUAUUCAACGUCUCAUCUUUAGUUACCAUGUACUCAACUACAUUACUCAGUCUGGACUACUACAUUGAACGUGCUCUACCUAGAACUUACAUGUCAAGCGUGUACAACACCAAACACGUCUGUGGAUUCAUAUGGGGUGGUGCCAUGCUUACAAGUUUUUCAUCUCUCCUGUUCUAUGUCUGCAAUCAUGUAUCCACUAAAAUAAUUGAAUGUUCCAAGAUGCAGAACAAAGAAGCAGCAGAUGCCAUUAUGGUCUUUAUUGGGUAUGUUGUACCAGCUAUUGCUGUACUGUAUGCACUUGUAUUAAUCUUGCGAAUACGCAAAGAGGCAACACCACUGGAUCAAGACACUGGACGAUUAGAUCCAUCAGUGCACAGGCUUUUGAUUGCCACAGUCUGUACACAGUUUACCUUAUGGACGCCCUAUUACGUUAUUCUCUUGGUAAGCACAUUUACGAAUGCACGAGGAAGAAUUGCAGAUGAGAAUUACAGUCGAAUACUACAUUUUACCAAGAUUUUGUCAAAAUUCUUGGCUUUCUCAAGCAGCUUUGUAAUGCCUCUGCUCUACAGAUACAUUAACAAAAACUUUCCCAACAAAUUACGACGUCUGCUUAAGAAGAUACACUGUGGGAAUCAAGGGUGUUCUCAUGAGCACACAGUAGUACAGCAGGUCAUGACGUAGGUAUGGAAAAACCCUCUGCUGCUCUGUUAAUGCAGUACUUGCUGUACCAGUACUGGGACUGUGAUUUCGCUUGUUGGUACUCAGAGCCAUUAAUGUGAGAGUCCCAAGCAAUGGGCUAGAAGGAGCUUUCCAUUACAGUUCAAUGGAACAGUCUUAAUUUUCAAAUAGUUAACUGUUUGCUGAAAUCUUGUGAGACUCUGGCCUAUGUGCUGUAAUACCUGUGACAUCUAAUACUUUCGGUGCACUGAAUGGGUUACAAAGCAAAAACUCUGUCUUCAUCGCUCUAAUAUUCCUGUCUGAAGAAAUCACUAAGCAGUUUAUUGAAGUCUUGACUGAAGACACAGCACCUUGUAUCUUGUAUAGGAAAAGGUAUUACCUUACUUUCUGUACAAAGAAGUAAUAGUGCUAUCCUUGAUGAAGUAAAUAGCGUUUUUCAAUGAAGAUGAUAUAGAUGAUCUUUACUGAAGAUCAUGUUAUCCAAUUAUACAUGUCAAAAUAGUAAAUGUGAAUUAUAAAUUAAAUUAUUUAAUUUCUUUCUCUGUUACUGAAUCCCCAUGUUCAGAAUGUUCCCCAUUCUGAAUCAUGUUCAGAAAUUAUUUUCUCACACAAACUAACCUAGGUUUUAACAUUUAUGAUAAACUGAUUUUUUUUUUAGGUACAACAAAAACAUGUUUUAGUUUUCCAGUGCUUUGUUUGCAUCCUAAACAUUUCAAGAAUUCAGAAAUAUUUAUUGACUAAUUCUAAGGGAACUGAGAGAUGCCUGUUCCACAUACUAAAAUGAAGGACACAGUGGUUUACAAAGUUAAAUCGAAGUUUAACUAGUAAAGACUGUCUGGCUAAGUGUUAUGGUCCACAUAUGUUCAUGUAACAAUUAUCUUAAUAAUAAAUAUGUUUAUGAUUAACAUUUUGUAUUUUCAAGGGAUAUGUUUGCAACAAAUAAAUUAACAUCUCUUUAAUCUAGGGUAUCACUGAGGGUUUGGAAACCAUACCAAAUCCCUGAAUACAUACAAGGUUUAAAAAUGGGAAUAGUAUCUAGGAAUCCCAGUCAGGAUCAGCUUUUUGCUGAUCUCUCAGAAAUGGAGUGCCUCCCAGUGUGAUUCUUGAAUGCACAGUGAAGGUAUAGUUUCUGUAUUUCACAGGGGGAUGAAGAAAUCCAGUCGAGAUUGCCAAAUUUUACUGAGUAUAUGAAAUAUGUAAGAAACACCAACAAGCUGCAGGAAACAAGUUACCCGCAACACCAAACAAUGAAACGUUGACCCAAGAACCUCCUGUUCCUAAGCUGCUAUUGCAUUAUUAAUGACAGAGGGGGACAGAAGUUAAACGUAUACUCUCCCACUGGUUUGGGGGCAGCAAGACAUCUUUGUCACCCACUCUGCAACGCAGCAGAAUCAUUUCAUUGCUUAAUCUGUCGCAACACAACUCGAAUUCCACGUGACUUUACUCAAAAAAUCGUGCCUUUUCAAGCCUCUGGUAUAGAAAAAACAUGGUGCAAAUCCCCAAGUUUAACCUUUUCCCUUGCUUAUAGCACAAUUCUCAUCUGAUAAAGGGUCCUCUUAAAUUCUAAGUGGAAAGCAGGUGAGGGACAGCCUUUCCAAAUCUUUUCCCUUUUCAUCAAUGUUACUCAAGUAAUUUCUUCCCAUAGCUAUCUUUGCUUGUCUACUUCAUAUAGAAGCAUGUCUAAGUUGUCAGCAUCCUGGUGGAAAAGAUUUUCCAUUUAUUCUUUACUUUUAAAAUAGCUUUUCACUUACUAAUUUGGUUUUUUUUAAUCCUUAAAGACUGUACUAUUUAUCAUCUAUUUCUGUGGUAUUUUCUCCACACAAAAACUACCCAGCACAACUACAUCAAUUUACUUCAUAGUUUUAGCCCAUUGAUGAAAACCAUGUUAAGGAAUGAAGCCUUUAUCAUUGUAUCCCAUUCACAUAUUAAUUUGUUGUGCCUUUAUGCUGACAUGACCCUGGCUGCUCUGGUUGUUUUUUUUUUCCCUUGAGAGGUUUUCUGUGAAUUUCUACACAUCUUGAACAUUCAAACUCACUUCCACACAGAAGUGCUUAAGAAAGAAAUCUUUCCUUACAACUCUCAAGCAGUUAGGCCCCUCUUCUUCCCAUCUGAAGAAAAUUAGGUUUCCUAAUGCACCACAUUAAACCUCUCCUGUAAAAAUCUGUUAAAGAAAUUUUAUCCCAUUAUGCAGGAAAAUUCCAGCAGGGAGGAACUGGCUUAUCUGGUGUGAAUAGAGGCUUCCAGAACUGGGACACUGCCAGAACUGUGUGGCUGAACAGGCAGCAUUAAGUGCAAUUUUAACUUACACUUGCUCCCUUACUUCUAUUUCCCCCUUCUAUUAAGACAUCUUCCUGCCUUUCACAGGACUGUGGCGUUUAUUUCUGUUCCUUUCUCUCCGUGUGAAAUUCACAGUUUCACAUCAUGGAUCUUUCAUCAUUUCUCUUUUUCUCUCAUCUUUUGCACUUCUCUGCACUAUCUAUUUUCAUUUUGCUCCUCCGUUUCCACCCAUGCUUGGCCUUGUACACUCGGUACUGCUCACCACUCACAUUUACUUCAUUAGACUAACUCUUCUACGAUGACCCAAAUCUUAUUCAAUGAUUUGACAUUACAAAUGGAUUUAUGUAGCCAAAUCAAAGCUGCUAUUUGAGAGAUGGAGAAAGAACAAGUUUUUAUAUUAUUUACCCUUGAAAACUCAGUUUUUAGUCUUUUUCUAUUUUUUUUGUUACAGCAGUUAAGUAUAUACAUAUAUAUGUAUAGAUAUACUAAAUGUGAUGGCAGUCAUAUAGACAAAUUUCACAGUUUAAAAAGCAACUCUGAUAUCCACUCAACUUUUCUAAGAGUUAAUUUGAUAUAUUACUUGCCUCAAAGAAACUGUGCCAUGGAGCUGCCUGGCUGCUAUUCUCAUACGGAGAUUUUGAACUUAAUUGCAGCACCCUCACAUGGUAUUUCUUGAAAAAGCAGUAUCCCAAAAAGUGAGAACUUUGCAAUAUCUAUAUAAAGAACAGCAGAUGAGCAAGUGCAGUAAAAUACUUCAGGAAAUACAUGUAUCAUACAUAUGAAAGAACAUUUAUGGAAAAUCUUUAAUAUACAAAGUUCUCAUAAUGGAGCCUUUCCAUUUCAAAUGCCUGAAGGUUUCUGAUGACUGUAAAUAGGGGCUUAUCUAUUCUGCAUUCAAAUAUAAGUAAAACACUGUAUAUAUGCAAGAUUAAAAAAAUCAGCCUACUGAUGUAUAAGGAAUUCACGAAGAUUUUAUUAAAUUAUUUCUUAAAGCACAUUAUUGGAAUGUAAACCUCUGAGCAGGAAGUUGUACUGUAUGUUUCUGAAUGUAUAUACUGUAUACUAGAAAUUAAGCACUAGUGAAGUGCCAUUAUUAACAGUGUUAUUUUCUCACAAAAUUAAACUUGGUAUUUGAAUUGCUCUGUGGCUUACAGCCCUCUUGUCGAGCUGCCAAUCAAGUCAAUUCAAUGAACUAACAAAAAUGUUGUGCUCUGCUUCUGCUUUAAUUAUUAAUGUAGCAAGCUCAAGACAGGUCCUCAUUGGCUAUCCGAGUAGAGGCCCUACUUUCGAAAGCUUCCAUUGGAGAAUCCAGCUGAGCUGGUCUCUUAAGACAUAAUUUCAGUUAAUGGAAGAAAGUGAUCAAUCACUAGAAAAUUUCUGUUUCUAUUAAAAUGAAGAGAUAUGGCCUCCAAAAUGAUGUCAAAAUACUCUAGAAAUGGACUUUCUGCAAAGCAUCACAAAGGAGCUAUUGACUCUAAUACAUUCUCAAUAAAAAGUGUUCAAGUGUA
Pezoporus occidentalis (night parrot) is the source of this 5015-nucleotide messenger RNA. RefSeq names its product G protein-coupled receptor 146 (gene GPR146). The transcript is spliced from 2 exons. The record is from RefSeq and is a predicted model, not a curated record. Gene Ontology annotation, biological process: G protein-coupled receptor signaling pathway. The coding region runs from base 229 to 1233 and encodes 334 amino acids. Gene Ontology annotation, cellular component: membrane. NCBI's taxonomy places the organism in Eukaryota, Metazoa, Chordata, Aves, Psittaciformes, Psittacidae. Gene Ontology annotation, molecular function: G protein-coupled receptor activity.